Messenger RNA from Vitrella brassicaformis, 1856 nucleotides. Lineage: Eukaryota; Vitrellaceae. The record is from the annotation of a GenBank genome assembly.
GAUGGAAGGGGGAGACAAGGCAAGAGACGACAACACAAACGAACGAACGAACGAACAAACGAACGAGCGGAUGAGUGAAGGGUGGGUGCGAAUUUAAGACAGAUUGAUUGCGAGACAGAGAGAUUUUUCCACCGAGUGAUGCGGCGAAUGCGACAAGGGGUGAGGGGGAGUGCAGUGAGAGUUUGUAUGUGUGUCUCGCGCUGCUCUGUGCUGUGCCGAGACGGACUGACUUCCUUUUGGAAAGCGUCUGGGUGCGUCUGUGUGAGUGCGUGCGUGAGGGAUAUAUGAGAGGGUUGACAAAGAAGUCGCUCAAUAUGGCAACGGAGCGACGGAUUCGGAUGGAUGGAUGGAUGGAUGGCAGAGGAGCCAGCCCUUUUUCGGUCAGUCAGCGAGCGAUCCAGAAAGAGAGAGAGACAUGCAGACAGAACAGAGAGGGAGGGAGGGAUGUUUCCCCGUCCGUUUCUUUCGUUUCAUAUUCAUGGUUGUACAGACAGCCACACACACACACGUGUGUCUAGUUCGUUCGCUUCCGAUUCACCCCACACACCACGGCCGGGGCACGUCCAAUGCCGGCUGCCGAUGACGGCGGUGAGCACUCACAGUGCUCGCAAUCGUCUGCAGCCACUGGAUCUGACGCCCACCGGCGCGAUGUGUGUAGUGGAGAGGGUGGCUUGCCUUGUGCACAGACAGAGAGGCAGACGAGCUCUGAUGUGGUGAUGUCAUGCUGUUGCUCUGUGUGUCACGUCUGGGGUGCCUUCGACGCCGGCAGCUCACGGCGGUGGCCAGCAUUCACAGUGCUCGCUGUCGCCUGCGCUGUGAGCGUUGAAGCUGCACCAACGUGGUACUUUCUGAGCGAGAUGUGCAGCAACACCACAAUGUCAGUGUUCUGUCUGCCAUUUUUUCAUUUUCAUUUGACGCGAUGCAAUGCGAGGUGAUGAGAACCAUGACGGACUCGCGCGCGUGCGUGAAUGAGAAUUCGAUGGACGCAAUAGUAAAGCGAAGGGAGAAGAUCACCGUCAGCGUCGCCAUCGCCCCACACACAGUUUCAAAAGGACGCAUCCAUCGACCAUCACAUCAAAGUGUCAGUCGCAUCCAUCCAUCCAUCCACCCACACCGCGUGCCGCCACACACAGCUACCGAUCUACAAGUCUGUCAGGCAGCUGUUGCACCCCUCCACCCGUCAAUUCAUCAUCACUUCUUGGAGAAGCGCGACUUGAUGUCCGUCUUGGUCAAGGCUGAGUGAGCGACACACAACACGCGCGCACACCAGUGAGAGCUGUGUUUUCAAGACAAGAGGUCUCUCUCUCUCUCUCUCUGUGUGUGUGUGUGUCCCUAUCGAUUACCAGGUGGUAGUGACUGUUUGAGCUUCUCGGCCUUGUCCCUGUCGCCGAUGCAGAGGGUGUAGGUGUACCGGCUACACCGCACCUUGAACUUGACCUCUGAGAGUGACGACCACACACAACAGUCACACAACGACGAGCAGAUGCAUUGAGUGACCGCUCCCUCCUCCCCUCCCCUCUGCCUCGUCCAUUCCUUACUGUCCUUGGUCUUCAGAAUCUUCACGUCUGCACACGACAGCCAACCAAGCCACAGACAACGAGUGCACCGCCCUCCCCUCCCUCCCCCUCUGCGUGUGGUCUUACGUUUGGCGUCUUUCCGCCUCGCCGUGAUGAGGAAAUCCUUGAUCUCCUUGAUCUCCUUCGGCUGAAGCAGUCACACCACACACAGACAGAAAUGAGCACCGAGAGAUGGUGGCGACUGGGCGAGCAGAUCUUUGUCUCUCUUGCCUCCCUCCCUCUUCCCUAUGCCUCCCUGUACUCACCAUGGCGGCACAGCAAGCGGGAACACGGUGUCAG